Plasmodium fragile is the source of this 1026-nucleotide messenger RNA. RefSeq lists its product as uncharacterized. The record is from RefSeq and is a predicted model, not a curated record. NCBI's taxonomy places the organism in Eukaryota, Apicomplexa, Aconoidasida, Haemosporida, Plasmodiidae. Bases 1 to 1026 code for a protein of 341 amino acids. The transcript has a single exon.
AUGAUUCGGCAUAGGCAACCUGCGUCAACAUCCGGUAGAGGCCGCCCCCCACGCGUGCAUAAGCGCACCAUCAUCGAACUACACUUACAAGUGCUCAACGAAUGUGAAGUGACCGAAUGGGACAACGUCAAAGACGACUAUUUGCACAUUGUCGUGGAGGAGUUUGCGCAGGAGUUUGCGGGUGACUUCGAACAGGACGAGGACACGAAUAACAACAGCUUGGGUGUUCCUAACUCGCACGCCGCUUUAGCAACCCACGAUUCAACAACCCGCGCUCCACCCACUGACUUCGAAGGCAUAGAUCCAUGUCCACCACAUGACCCCGAUCCAUGGCGUUGUAUGGAAACUAUACAGUUAGACCAGGACCCUUCCCCACCUCACGAAGAUAACCCCGAUCCAUGGAGUUGUAUGGAAUCCAUACAGUUAGAUGCAGCACAGAAUGCUCAUUCCAACCACAGGGAGGCGAACUCGGCCCACGACUGGCAUACCGAUUGGAUCCCUUGGAUGGAAAGUAACAAAAGUAUACUACGGCAAUGUAAGGAUCAAGCGUGGUUUCACACCCUCAAAGCGGAAUGGAAACAAUACCUGCGUGCGCACAUGGCGACAAACGAAGACAACGGGCACCGUGAAUUAGGUGAGCACGCUAACAUCCCAUCCACAGAGAAGCACAAACUGUGGUUAUGGAAACACUGGGUCGCGCAACAACAUCGGCAAAUGCGUAUGUAUAAGGAGGAGUGGUUUCAGCAUUGGUUGACUAAUGUACAGGAGGCGGCAGUAUCGCACAAAGGCGAAGUACCUGCAGUGGAAACACACGUAGAAGUGGAAACUGUAAUGGGAACAGAAGACACACUAAGAGUGAGAGAUUUACCAGAGUCCCAACCACUGCAUCCGCAACUGUACAUGAAAAAAUCAUUAGGCGCUAAAAUAUGGAUACUGAUCCUGGCAUUAGUCAUAGAACAGUGCGAGCUGGAGCGUACUAUGCACGACAGGGAGUUAUAUGUGGAUGCUUUAUUACACAAUAUGUGA